Molecule: messenger RNA, 771 nt
Organism: Penicilliopsis zonata CBS 506.65
Lineage: Eukaryota; Fungi; Ascomycota; Eurotiomycetes; Eurotiales; Aspergillaceae
Exons: 3
Coding region: 85-744 (219 amino acids)
Biological process (GO): electron transport chain
Source: RefSeq, a predicted model, not a curated record
CGACCUUGCCGCAUACCUCCCAACGACGGACAACCUCGAGCCUGCAAUUCAGCUUGACCACGACAGCACGCUGUUUCUGCCAGCAUGUCUUUCCUCAGAACAACGAGCUCGGUGUGCUUCCGCGCAGGCAAGGCUGUCAGGCCUGUUAAUGCUCGCUUUUUCGCUUCCAGCCCCGUGACUCGCGAUGCACCGGUCAAGACUAGCCCUGCCGAUGCCCCAACCACUCCCUUGAAGGAGAGCUCUCUCGCCAAAAAAGAGAGCCCGUCGGAGGCAAUGGCUCGUCAUCAGCCCGACUAUGAGGCCCAUAUCGACCACGCCACCUCGAACUUUUCCCCUGUCCCCAAGCGCGUGAUGGAUGGCAGCGAACCCGGGGACAGUGUUCCUGCUGCUGUCUUGUCCGGUGCUCCUGUCGAUUUGCAGGCCCGUACAGUCCGCAUCUACCGCCCUACGAAGCCUGCGACCCAAUCUGGAACCUGGCAUGGCCACCACUGGCGGAUGGACUGGGACAUUCUGCAGAAGGGUCACCGAUGGGAGAACCAGCUGAUGGGAUGGCAAUCGUCCGCCGAUAGCAUGCAGGGAACCCAUCUGAACUUCAAAUCCAAGGAGGACGCCAUCCUGUUUGCCCAAAAGCAGGGAUAUGAAUAUUUUGUCCAGGAGCCGAACGAGCGCAGAUUCGUUCCCAAGGCCUACGCGAACAACUUCGUCCACGAGUCCAAGAAGCUCAAGAUCAUCAGGACGAAAUAAACCCUGUUCCCUUGUCCUUAUGUCAUG